AUGAUUUAGCAGUAACAAGAGGAUGGUGUAAAGCAAGAAAUAAAAGAGGAGGGAGGUAUCGUAGCUUAGUAUCCUGAAGAAAGUCGAAAUGAUCCUGGUCAUAAGACUUCAACUAAAAAGCGUACCUCUUCUAAUGAUUCAUCUCCUUCAUCAUCUUUCGAGAAUAAGAUUGGAAAGAGAUAUUUAUCCAAUAGUGAGUUCAAAGUACAUUUUUAUGUUCGUCAUGUUCAUAUGAAUGGCAUGAGCGAUAAUGAAUUCUUGAGUUUCAUAAAGAGGAAAGGUAUGUAUUGCAAUAUUUAGUUAAUUUGGCUGGAUCAUGUGAAGUUGUGUAAAUGUUUAAUUAGUAAGGGUCAUUUUGUGAUGUAGCUAUAGGAAUGACAAAUGACGAUAAUGCUAAAUUAGUAUAUAUUGGCAAAAAGCAUUUCAAUUUUGGGCGUAAUGGUAAUUGGUUUUUUGGAUGUUAUUCAUAUAGGAAGAUAAAAAGAGACUGUGGAGUUAAGUGAUGCUUUCAAGAAUUAUUUGGAAAACAAGAAAAUAUUAGAUAAAGAACACUUAGAACGUUCUUUAAGAAGAAAUGUUUUAUAUUUUCUUUAAAUCUUAGCAAUAAUCAAAGGGUAGAAGUGAUAGUAGUGAAUCUUCAAGAAGAUACAAGAGCAGAAGCACAAGUAAGAAGAAGAAAAACAAGAGAGUUGAUAACAAAUAAGUAUGGCAAGGAUCUAAGAGAAGAUCUCCAUCUUCUUCUAGUGAGCCAAGAAGAAUCAAGAAAACAAAGAAAAAUAGACAUUCAUCUCAAAGCUCAUCAAGAGAUUCUAAUAAAGACAGUGUAUAACCAAUAAAGCCUUAAUAAGUGUUUACAGACAAGAAUACUGUGUACAUCUUUUCAAUCCCUUAAGAAGUUAAUGAGUAUGAAGUGAUUUAAGAAAUUGUGUAGCAACAUAAAUAGAGUGUUCCUAUUCAUCAUGUUUGGAGUUAUUAUUUAUUAUAAAUAUUAAGACACUUUAGAUAAGAUGCAAUAUUUGGAAUUAUAGUUUUAAGAUGAAAAUACUGCUCAAUUUCUAUGUAAUAUGAGGCCCUGUUUACAUGUUAAGGGCAUACCACUUUUGGUGGUAGCUAAAAAAUAACGUCCUGUUUAGGAAUUGAUAAGAAAUUAUGAGGUUCAAGUUGAAUUAGAUAAAGAUGUGGCUGCUUUUAAUGUGUAUUAGGAAUUUAAAAAAUAUGGAGAUCUUAUUGGAAUUUAUGUAUUUUAGUUAAAUAGGAAGUAUUGAAGAAAUUUUAAUUAUCAAGUUAUUUACUAUUGUAUUCAUCGUCCUCUUAAUUGCAGGAGGCUUUACGCCCUCCAGUCCAUUUAUAAUUGACUAUUAAUGAUUAAAUAGUUAAUGCUAACGCCAAGAUUAUUGAUAAACCUAUUGAUAUCCAAAGACCCCUUAUCAAAGAUACUUUAGCUUAUUAGCUGAACAAUUAAAUUGAUGAAGAUGAUGACAGUAAAACAAUCAUUUUAUUUUUAAAAGACAAGAAAAGAAAAACUAAAAGAAAAGUUGAAAAACCUUAGAAAAAAUGAG
This is a messenger RNA of Paramecium pentaurelia, 1559 nucleotides long. The record is from the annotation of a GenBank genome assembly. NCBI's taxonomy places the organism in Eukaryota, Ciliophora, Oligohymenophorea, Peniculida, Parameciidae.